GCCCAGUCCAGCCCGCAGCCGCUGCGGCCGUGUGUGCGGGCGGCGGCGGCGCUCUGAGCCGGCUCCUGACCGCCCUCCGCCGCUGCCAAGUUUGUCGCUUGGUCCGGGUGUCUGUGCCUGGUCCGGCCAGCCCUCGCCCGCCGCCGCUUCCCCCGCCAUGGCCCUGGUGCGGGACGCCGAGCCGGCGGCGGGGCCUUCCCGCUGGCUGCCCACGCACGUCCAGGUGACGGUGCUGCGGGCCCGCGGGCUGCGGGGCAAGAGCUCGGGCGCGGGCAGCACCAGCGACGCGUACACGGUGAUCCAGGUGGGCCGCGAGAAGUACAGCACGUCGGUGGUUGAGAAGACGCCGGGCUGCCCAGAGUGGCGCGAGGAGUGCUCCUUCGAGCUGCCGCCCGGCGCCCUGGACGGCCUGCUGCGGGCGCAGGAGGCAGAUGCGGGCCCGGCGCCCUGGGCCGCAGGCUCAGCUGCCGCCUGCGAGCUGGUGCUCACCACCAUGCACCGCUCGCUCAUCGGCGUGGACAAGUUCCUGGGCCAGGCCACCGUGGCGCUGGACGAGGUCUUCCGCGCAGGCCGCGCCCAACACACGCAGUGGUACAAGCUGCACUCCAAGGCAGGCAGGAAGGAGAAGGAGCGCGGAGAGAUCCAAGUCACCAUCCAGUUCACUCGCAACAACUUGAGUGCCAGCAUGUUCGACCUGUCCAUGAAGGACAAGCCACGGUCGCCCUUCAGCAAGAUCAAGGACAAGAUGAAAGGCAAGAAGAAGUUUGAGCUGGAAUCCGCCUCUGCCAUCCUCCCAAGCAGCGCCCUAGAGGAUCCCGAGCUGGGCAGCCUGGGCAAGAUGGGCAAAGCCAAAGGCUUCUUCCUCCGAAACAAGCUACGAAAGUCGUCCCUGACGCAGUCCAACACCUCACUGGGCUCCGACAGCACCCUGUCCUCGGCCAGCGGGAGCCUGGCCUAUCAGGGGCCCGGCGCUGAGCUCCUCACGCGCUCGCCAAGCCGCAGCAGCUGGCUGUCCACCGAAGGGGGCAGGGACUCUGCACAGUCCCCCAAGUUGCUCACCCACAAGAGGACCUACAGCGACGAGGCCAGCCAGGUGCGAGCGGCUCCUCCCCGGGCCCUCCUCGACCUCCAGGGCCACCUCGAUGCUGCCUCCCGCUCUUCACUCUGUGUCAACGGGAGCCACAUUUACAACGAGGAGCCCCAGGGCCUGGUGCGGCACCGCAGCUCCAUCUCGGGUCCAUUUCCACCCUCUAGCUCCCUGCACAGCGGCUCUUCCCGGCCCUCUGAGGAGGGGCCUCGCUCCACAGAUGACUCCUGGGGCCGAGGCAGCCACAGCAACAGCAGCUCAGAGGUGGGGCGUGGACAGGAGGAGCUGGGCGCUCAGGGCAAAGUGCUGGCCGUUGGGGCCAGGCGCCCUGGAGAGGCGGAGGGGGCCCAGCUUCUGGAGGGCAAGCCAGUCCAGGUCGCCACACCCAUGGUGGCCUCCUCUGAGGCAGUGGCAGAGAAGGAGGGAGCCCGGAAGGAGGAGCGGAAGCCCCGGAUGGGCCUCUUCCACCAUCACACCCAGGGGCUGAGUCGGAGUGAACUGGGGCGCCGAAGCUCUCUGGGAGAGAAGGGGGCACCCACCCUGGGGGCCUCCCCCCACCACUCAUCCAGCGGGGAGGAAAAGGCCAAGAGUAGCUGGUUUGGCUUGAGAGAAUCCAAGGAGCCAACUCAGAAACCCAGUCCCCACCCCGUGAAGCCCCUCAGUGCAGCCCCUGUGGAGUGCAGUGCUGACAGGAAGCAGUCCCGCUCCAGCCUGAGCACAGCCCUGAGCAGUGGGCUGGAGAAGCUCAAGACAGUCGCAUCCGGCAGCGUUCAGCCUCUGGCUCUGGCCCCCCAGGUUGGCCAGACUGUGGACACCAAGAGGCUGAAGGACUCAGCUGUGCUGGACCAGUCGGCCAAGUACUACCACCUGACCCACGACGAGCUCAUCAGCCUGCUCCUGCAGCGGGAGCGGGAGCUGAGCCAGCGCGACGAGCAUGUGCAGGAGCUGGAGAGCUACAUCGACCGGCUGCUGGUGCGGAUCAUGGAGACCUCGCCCACACUGCUGCAGAUCCCCCCCACCUCCCCCAAAUAGCCCUUUUCACUCCCACCCCCAGGAGGGUUGGCAUGGACCUGCCACCCGCCUGCCCUCCCACUGAACUCACUGUCACCUGGGCAGGGUAUAGUGUGCCCUCCUUGUCACCCCCUGCUCCCCUCUCCCUCUUGCCUCUGCUGGGGCUGCUGGAAGGGGGCCCUUUGGAUUCCCUUUGGAGGUGUCAGAUUCCAUGUACAACUUGUAUCUUUGGGAGCCCUGGGUCUUUCCCACCUGCCUGUUUUCAUACCCCUUAGCUUUGGGAAGGGGGGUGUCCAGGGAAAUGAAACAAGGCAUUUAGCCCUCCAGAUGAAGCAGGGGUGAGGUGCAGUUUGAUGUGGCAUCUGGGAUAAGGCUGGUUGCUAGCACAUACUUUAUAAUCCCCCAGGGAUGGUCAGCCAUUUCCUCCCACGGCCUAACCCUCAUCCUGUUCAUUUCCCUCCAGCCCCUGGAGGGGCUUCUAGUAUUACUGGGACAGGGACCAAGCUGCCCAUUUGUCUAUGAGUUAUGGGCAGCCAGGGCUCCUACUCUUCAGCCUCACCUGCAUUCCCCUGAGAGCAAGGAACCUGUGUGAUCUGGUCUCAGCCAUGUCCCAAGUCUGUUUCCAUCUCCAGCUGUUUGUGGAGCGGGACCGGUGUGGACAGAGGUGGAUGAUGUGUGUUCUCCAGGCUGCUCCCCCCCCCGCCCCUGUUUGACCUUUCCCUUGAGUGUCACCUGUGAAUGUGUGGAGGGUGGGGGCGGAUGGGGGAAUAGCUCCUCCAUAACCUUCACCUCUGACGCAUAGGCUUCUCCAGGUCGGGGCUUUGGGCUGCUUAUGUGUUGAGGGUCAAACCUCCAUGUCUGUUCUUGUUGCCUGUCCAGAUGCCAAAACUCUGUUGCCACAGGGUUUGAACUUUGGAAACCAAUUAAAAUGUGCCUUUUGUGGGUGGGGUCAAGAGCCUCUGGUUGUUGACCUCUCCCCCUGUGUGGCGUCCCUCUCCCACCGAUUGAGCACAUAGGGGUGGCUCUAUCGGGGUCCUGGGAAUGGGAGUCGGGGGUGGGGGCAGCCCUGCUGUAUGCUCUUCCCCUCUCCUAGAGUUGAUCUCAGUUAAGGGUCUGGCCAAGCUGCUGCUGCUCCUUCAACCUUCCUGCCAUCUUCUCCUCCUCCCUUAACCCCAGUAGGAGGAUCCUAGGAUAAAACCUACUGUUAGGCAGGUGGGCAGGUAGGCCAGGGACUGCCCUGCUCACUCUCUUUCCGUCUAGCCUCAGGACUCAGCUGUGUAGACCAGUCAGCUGGUCUGGAAGUGAAAGGUCCCAUUAUGCCUUUGGGAGACACCUGUACUUAGGAAAAAGCCUUUGUUGCCUUCCCAUCCAUCCACUAAGCUGCUGUCCUAGCCUGUCCCUUCUGCCCCAUGACUUUGCCUGGCUUGGCUGCAGUGCACUUUGAAAUGAAGUGUCUGUCCUUUGGCCCAGCUCCUGAUUUGCUUGUAGAAAAUACAGCAGGCUUCCCCAAGGCAUCUGCAGGGAACCUUUGGUGGUGUGGAUUAGCAAAAGUUUGGGGUGAGGAGGUGCUGAAGGAGAACACUUUUGGCCUAGUGAGGAGGCAAGAGCUCAUCUGGGACCAACUCUUCCUCUUACGAGGGCCUGUGGGUUCACUUGGAAGGCCUCAGGAGAUGUGCAGUAUGGGUGAUGUCUGUUUUCUGCUAGGAUGGAACAGAGAAGCCCCACACAUGGAGUAAAGCCCGUAUAAAGUUACCUACCUUAAGGUCCACUCAUCAAGGUGGAGAAAAGUAUCCACAGAGACCCAGGACUUCAGGCAUGGUUUUUAGGGGUAAUUAGGUGUUUCUCUUCUGCGGUAUCUCUUCUGAGAAGGAAUCACUUCCCUACUAGGUAUUCCUCUGGGCUUUAUUCAGUCCCCUGGCCCUGAUCAGUUCAUCUUGGAUUAUGGGCACCCCAAGUACCCAGGGCAGGGAUGUCUUUGGGAGAGUUUUUGAAUUGUUGCCCAACAUUCUUGUUUGAUGUUUCUGCUCCUGGCCACAACUUGGAGGAAGGCUGCAGGUGGGGUGGGGCAGGGAGCAGGCACAGUUCUGCUUUGCUGUUUGUCCUCCUAGUUGUAACUCCUGUUUAUAAAGAGCUUAUUCUUCAUGUCUGAGCACUUUAUGAAGAAUAA
This is a messenger RNA of Propithecus coquereli (Coquerel's sifaka), 4265 nucleotides long. It is a transcript of the gene RAB11FIP5, whose product is annotated as RAB11 family interacting protein 5 (class I). The record is from RefSeq and is a predicted model, not a curated record. NCBI's taxonomy places the organism in Eukaryota, Metazoa, Chordata, Mammalia, Primates, Indriidae. Bases 158 to 2119 code for a protein of 653 amino acids. Gene Ontology annotation, molecular function: small GTPase binding. Gene Ontology annotation, biological process: regulated exocytosis. Gene Ontology annotation, cellular component: phagocytic vesicle; mitochondrion; early endosome. The transcript has 5 exons.